UUCUAUACCACUAGCAGCCACCUCUCACAAUCACAACCUUCUUCUGCCCUUGUCUCUACGCAAUUCCAUACAAUAUUUGUGGUCUAAAUAUGGCUGACAAACCAGAUAAAAGUGGAGUUGUAGCUUCAGAAAAUUGCUCUAACAAUAUGGGACCAAGUCAAGAAGAUUCAAGCUCCGGUAUCCGGACGGUGGAGACACUGCUACGGCUGUUACCGGUGGGGCUGUGUGUGGCAGCGCUAGUCGUUAUGAUUAAGGAUUCGGAAACGAAUGAAUAUGGCUCUUUGUCUUACUCUAACCUCACUGCUUUCAGGUUUUUGGUGAAUGCUAAUGGCAUAUGUGCUGGUUAUUCGCUACUAUCGGCUGCUGUCACUGCAAUACCCCGCCCUAUAACGAUGUGUCGAGCCUGGACCUUUUUCCUCCUUGACCAGAUUUUAACAUAUCUAACUCUGGCUGCUGUUGCGGUGGCAACGGAGGUGGCAUUUCUAACAUACAAAGGUGAUGUGGCGGUGACAUGGAGUUCAGCGUGUGGAAGCUAUGGCCACUUCUGCAAACAAGCAACCGCAUCAAUCAUAAUAACUUUCGUGGUGGUGCUUUGCUAUGUUUCAUUGUCACUCAUUUCAUCAUACAGGCUCUUCAGCAAGUAUGAUGCACCGGUUGGCUACCACAACAAAGGGAUCGAGAUCGUUGACUUUGGGAAUUAAGAUAUUUGACUCUUAACCUUUGUGCAUGUUUCCAUUCCUUGAAGAGCAAAAAUAAGAUUGUGGAAAUAUGGUAUGUAAUGUUCUUCAUCGGUACUCCUGUUAGUAACUCAAGACUUUAAACUGUAUACGAUAUAGUAUUUGUAUCAACUUAAAUCUUGUAAUUUUUAUGAGACAGAGGUUGUAUUUGGUAGGCAUGAAUGAGGCAUGUAAAGGAAAGCACGAUUCCGUUCUGUUAUAUAAAUCUUGUUUGUUUAGGUUCA
Erigeron canadensis is the source of this 961-nucleotide messenger RNA. Its product is annotated as CASP-like protein 2A1. Bases 90 to 701 code for a protein of 203 amino acids. The transcript is spliced from 3 exons. The record is from RefSeq and is a predicted model, not a curated record. NCBI's taxonomy places the organism in Eukaryota, Viridiplantae, Streptophyta, Magnoliopsida, Asterales, Asteraceae.